AUGAUCGGUGAGUUUUGCAGGAUUUUACCAAAUACCUCUGGACUGAACCGCACUGUAUUGGACCAACUGAACCUUGCUGAACUGAAGCAGUUUGGAUCUGUAGUUCUCCAUUCAUGGUCUUCUUUGAGCGAUAACUAACAGGGUCAGUUAGCAGUUCCUGAUUGCUAUAACCUUAACGAUGAUCUUAUCCAUAAACUGAUUAAUAACCAGACCAGUAAUCUGAUGUACCUGCUCGGCAGGUCUCAGAGAUGGAGACUCCCUGAGGACUGUUUGUGUGUAAAUUACAGCUUUUAGCAGCCAGUGCUGUGGCGGAUAAGCUGGGGAGACUAGUCUGUGUCUCUGUCCCUGUACUUUUACAGGAGCAGGAUAUUAAUGAACUGUUAUCUCAAGACACUCAACAGAAACAGCAGGUCUAGACUGAACUCUUCAUGAUACAAAGACCCAAAACCAAGGUGUCUUGUGAGAUAAGACCCUCUCUGAUCUCAUCCUUGUGUAUCUGGGUAACACUUUGCAGCAUUUAUGAAGUUGAAGUGGAGAGGAAGAACUUUCUUUAACAGGCAGAAACCUCGAGCAGAACAAGACUGAUGUAAGACAUUCAUCUGCUGAGAAUGAGCUGGGUUUAGAGAGGGAAGAGCUGGAGAAAGAGAGAGAUGGUCAGAGGCGAGACUGAUAGAGGGAGAUGAAGAAAGAGAGAUGGAAGAAGAGCUGCUCAAAAUAACCUGAACAGCUGCAGAGUUUUUAAAUGCAACAUGAUAAUCAACUAUCUGUUCAUUUUAUAUUUCAUAUAAUAAUAAUAAUAAUAAUAAUAAUAAUAAUUGUUUUUAUUGUUUUUAUUAUUAUUAUUAUUAUUAUUAUUAUUAUUAUGUCAGGCAUACAAAAAUAAUACUGAGUAAGUGAUUUUAUUAUUAUAUCAAGGUCUAGUAAAGAACAGAGGAACCUCCACAUUGUAUAUUUGAGACAGAUGAGUAAAAGAGAGUAGGACACCGCUAACAGAAGAGGACUGGUAUAAUGUAUGUGAUUAACAAUGAUCCACCACAAGCUUUUAAUAAAGUUUGAAGUGAGCCAGUGUCACAAAGUCCCAUUCUGCGUCUACACAUCAUUGGAUGGACAAGAUACAACAAUGGAAAGCCAGUGUAGAGAAGCUAAUACAAGGGAGAUGGUUUUGGUCAGUACUCAGGCUGCAGCAUUUCGAACUUUAGAAACCUGUGAGGGCAGCCUGAUGCAAGAGAAUCCCUGUGAUCCAGCCUAGAGGUGACAAUUGCAUGCACUCGUUUUUCUGUGUCAUUCAACAAGCUUUAUCAGAUUUUUUUAUUUUACGCAGGUGAAAAAAGGCAGCUCUGGAGAUAUGUUGGACGUGGGAUUUAAAGCAUAGCCUAUAUCCUGGUUGUUGUGUUUUGUUUUUGUUUUCUAUCUAACGUGUGGAAUAAGAUGUUUUGAAUAUUUUGAUUUAGUAAGAAGGAUAGGCGAUAAGAAGCUCUUGCUUCAGCCUAUGCCUUUUCGGUCCGUUUUCUUUUCUUGUAAUUUACUGUAUAUAUUGAAUGGAUAUGACCAGAUCGAAAUAAACUUCAAACUUCAAACUUCAAAAGAGAGCUCCCACGUUCCUGACAGUGGUGUUGGAUGCUAGGCUGAUGCUAUCUAUUGCAGUCACAUCAUUAGAAAAUGUCUCUCUCCGGUGUUUUGGGCCAAGAACAAGAUCUUCAGUUUUGUCAGAACUGAGUAGCAAAACAUUUCUUAUCAUUCAGGUUUUUAUGCCUUGAAGACAGGCUUCAAGUGAAGGUAAACUGUUGGUUCUCCUGGCCUCAGUAACAAGUAUAACUCAGUGUCUGAGUGUUUCCUGAUAGUGUUACCCAAAGAAGUAUGUAAAAGGUGAAAAGAAAAAUAGAUCGCACAGAAAACUUUCAUUUCUGAGCUCACUCCUUAUCUGUUUGUGUCUCCUCCAGUGUUUGUGCGCUACAACCUGGGGCCAGGUGUGGCUGUAGAGCUGCAAGAGGAGACAAGCGUUGCCCAGCUGAAGGAGAUAGUCGGGAGUCAGCAGGGAGUCCAGCCAGAGCACCUCAGGGUGCUGUUUGCUGGGAGGUUUCUGAAAAGCAGUGCCAAGUUACAGGUCAGAGUUGAAAUGACUUUAAAUCUGCAAGAAAAGACAUGAUUGAGAGCUCUCAGCUCCCCUUAUGGGUCCACCUCAUACUCAUUUUUUUCUCUUCUUGAUUUAAUCUGUCCUUCUUAACCUCCUGUAUUCUUCUCUCUCCUCCUCUAUAUCCACCUGCUCCCUCCUUACCUUUUUCUCUUUCCCAUGUCAGGACUGUGACCUCCCAGAGCAGAGCACCAUCCAUGUUGUCCUCCCUCCAUCAGGUUCUUCAACAUCCCAGCUGGGCCUCCUGCAGGAGAGACUGGCUCGAGGAGGAGAUGCGGAGCAAGACAGUCUGACCAGGCUAGACUUAAGCUCUUCACGCCUGUCCUCCACCUCCUCUGGUCUAGCAGUGAUCCUGGAGGGGGAUGAUGGAGGAGAGGGUGUCAGAGGAGCGGAGGGGCAAGCAGCAUGUUUGAGAGGUAAGUGGAGGUCAAAACAGUGUGUUGUUCUUGGUUUCGUCAGUGUUGGUACCCUAAGUCUGUGUCCUUGUGAUUUACAGGUUCUCAUGUCUACAGUACUUUCUUUGUGUACUGUAAGAGCUGCAGGUCCAUUCAGCCUGGAAAACUGAGAGUACGCUGCUGCAGCUGCAAACAGACCACACUGACACUGAGCAGGGUAAGUCUAGUAUAAACACUACACAGUCCUUAAACUACAUGGUACUUGUGCCUGUGCAUACUUGUACUUUUGAGGAUUAAUACUGAAAUGAUUUAUGUCACUUGUACUACAAAUCAUCUGUACUGUUUAGAAUCUUUACUGCACACUUACACAGUACAGCAUUGGUAAUGUGCUCUUUUCCAGCUUAUGCUUUCUUGUCCAAACAAAUGCUGGUUGGGUUGGCUGAUAAGUCUAUAACUGUGCAUUAGGUGUGAGUGUCAGAAUCAAUCAUAUGUAUCUGCAGGGCUAGAAGCAGCAGUAUCGAGACUGCAACUCUGGGACUGGAUCUCUUGAGGCCUGAGUUGUUGCUAGAGUUAUGAGUUCUGGUUGGGAUAAAGGCAAGGAUGAUGGUUAGACACUGACAGUGGUAACAUUGCAUGAUAAAAGGCAGUCAGUGGCAGUGCAAUGCACUAGUGAUGCUGUCACAAACAACUGUCUUACAUCUGCUGUCCUGAAUCUGCAUCUUCUGGGUCUGCAAACAUAUGCUGCUCAUCAGGUAUGUCAUUGAUCGGCACCCUGCGUAAGAUUUAGUAAGCCUCUCACUGAUGUAAACUGGGAUCAACUCAUGACCCUUGUGAGCCUCUAAGGUAUUGAAGUAUUGAUAUUUAUUGAAGUACUUUCACUUAAGUAGUAGUUAUACUGCACAGGAGUCAUAUGAUGCCAGACUUACUAUACAUAACAAAGUAUUCAUGGUGCACAAUACUCAGGCUAUAUGUACUGCUCACUGUUCAAAGUACAAUGUUUUUAUUAAAAUGCAGAGUAUUAAUAUCAUGCAGCACUUACAUAACGCAUUAACAAUACAACAACGCUCUUCUCAAGUUCUAUAUGGUGCCUUUAUGGCUAAAAAAUAUGGCUGGUUAAAAAAUAGUGUUUAUGAUACACAUCACUGUUCAUGUACUCACAUAUGGCAGAAAUUUACAACCAUAAAACUUGAAUCUUGAAUCAUUUAAACUCCUGCGUGGCCUUUAGAACACUUAAACUAUUUAAAGCAAUAAAAACAUACUCCAUUCAGAUUAUACACAUUAUUAUUCUUAUUUUGUCAAAGUGAAAAUAAUGCAUUAUAAUGGGAUGGUUUAUGAUGAAUUAUAUACCUUAAUGCAAAAGAAAAUUCAUCAUCUAUUGAACUCUGGGUUUAAUAGCGCAUUAUAACUCAUUCUGUGUGUCAUAAAAAAGUUAUAAUUUUUAUGUUUCUUAAUUUUAAAAAAAUGUCUAACUUUUACUCUCAACAUGUUCAGUCAUGACUUGGACAGGUGACAGCUCUGUAUGAGGCUAUUAACAAUUAUAACACAUUUAUAAGAGCUUAUAUGUUGAAUUUUAUGGCUGAAAGUGAAGAGUCAGACAAUGAAACUUUACAACAAGAACAUAUUUUUGUAAUUGUAAUUUUUUCUCUAGCAUUCAUUAUAAACCAUACCUUUAUGAGGCUUUAUGCUUACUGCUUUUUUUACACUUCAUAAACAUGACUAUAAGCUAUUAUAAAUGCUUAUUAUCACUCAUAAGGAUUGUUAUAAUGCCUCAUAGUUGCAUUUGUAAGGCUUUAAAAAUGUUUAUCAUGCAUUAUAAGGAGAAGGUUCAUAUACAUGGUUUCCAUUUGUUCUCUUCACAGACAAAAAGAUUGAUGACACUGAAAAGAGAUUAUCAGUGAUUUUCCCUUCAUCUGUGAUCUGUGAUUCUACACUGUGCUUUAGCUACAUCCUAUUAAACAGUAAUAACACUACAGUAAAAAUUGUCAUUUAAUUACAUUUCUCAAAUUUUCUACUACACAGUAAGUUUGUUCCUGAAAAGCAGUAUCAGCAUCCAUGGUACACUGUUUUUAAACUGUUAUGUAGCUGCCUGAGCAUCACAAUAUUCAUCACAAUAUUGAGAGGGAGAAUUUAAUCACUGUAACAGAGUUGUAUGCCUUUGCAGUUGUAGAAAAUUAAAUUAAGCAUUUUAAUGGUUUUAAUUUUUUUUUAUUUUGUACAUGUUUAUAAUUUAAAUCUGUUCAAGAGUUUUUUUCUUUGUUUGUGGUUGAUAAGAUAAGAUGUUCCUUUUAUAGUCCCACAGGGGGAAAUUCCAAACUAGAGAACCAAAUACUGGCUCUGUCACAGCCACAGCCAGUAUUUGGUUGUUCAUUCUAAGCAUUAUUAAUGUUGGGUUACUGACUUCAUAACCUUCAUGAGCCAAAAUGUUUGUGUACCUCUAAAUCUGGUCUAAGAUCUGGGCCCAGUGCAGGUCAUACAGCUUUGCUGUUUUUUUUUUUUUUUUAAUCUUUCAACCACAUUCUUGCUUAUUGAACAGGUUGUUUGCUUUCUUAAAAAAAAGGCCUGGGAGCAGAAACAGACAUCAGUCACAACCCCGACUCAGUUAUUCUGUGUGUUUCAGUCAUGAUGGCAUCAUCAAGUUUUUCUCUAUCUUUCAGGGUCCAUCCUGUUGGGAUGAUGUGCUCCUGCGAGAUCGUAUCCAUGGCGUGUGUCAAACAGCAGACUGUCAAGGCAACAUUGCGGUAAGAGGGUGGGACUGUUGUUCAUUGUGGUGAGUCAUCAUAGUUCUGUGAAGAUCUGUGUGUUAAAAGAUGUAUAAUAUAAUAUAAUAUAAUAAAGGAUUUCAAUGUGUGUGUGUGUGUGUGUGUGUGUGUGUGUGUGUGUGUGUGUGUGUGUGUGUGUGUGUGUGUGUGUGUGUGUGUGUGUGUGUGUGUGUGUGCGCAGGAGUUCUACAUGAAGUGUGCGUCCCAUCCAACCUCAGAUGAUGACGUCUCUGCAGCUCUGGAUCUCAUUCUGAGCAACAGCAGAGAUGUACCCUGUAUCGCCUGCACUGAUGUCAUGUAAGAAACAUACACAUACACACACACACACACACACACACACACACAAAAAAACACUUUCAAAUCCAAAUGUCUGCCCUUAAAGACAUGAAGUUUACAAACUCCCCGACCCUGAUUCUCAGGUCAUUUUUCACUGUCUUAGGGACGUGGUUCUCGUAUUCCAGUGUUUGGAGCGUCAUGUGAUCUGUCUGGACUGCUUCCAUCGAUACUGUCAGACACGACUAAAUGAGCGACACUUUGUCCAUCAUCCUGUGAUUGGCUACUCACUGCCAUGUGCUGGUAAGUGUGUGUUGUAAGUGUAUGUACCCAUAAGUCCAGAGAGAUGUCUUUGAGUGUCGGCCAUGAUAAGAGCUGUUUGAAUUCCCCAAAUGAUAAGGAAGCGGGCAGGGACCAUGAUGACCUGUGCUCCAAGCAACAUCAGCACCACCACCAUCAUCAUCAUCAUCAUCAUCAUCAUCAUCAUCAUCAUCAUUUUCUCCUCUGUGAUUUUCUCUAUAUGGAGCUGACUUUCAUAGCUUAUAUCUGGAUUGCAAGUGCUCAAUAUCCAAAUCUGUGUUUGCAGCUGGGUGUCCUGACUCUCUCAUUAAAGAGUUGCAUCAUUUCCGGAUUUUGGGAGAUGAACAGGUGAGUGUUUACACAUCAUACUUGUGAAUUAUUUUGUUCUUUAUUAAUAUGAAUACAUACUGUCAAAUGUAUACCACAUGUGUUUAUAUAAUCUAACUCAUCUGUUUCUUAUUUUUUCAUUCGCAGUAUGGACGGUACCUGCAGUAUGGAGCAGAGGAGUGCCUGCAAGAGAUUGGAGGACUCAUGUGCCCAUCACCUGGCUGUGGGGCAGGGCUCGUUCCCAUAGAAGGCAGCAGACGGGUGGAGUGUGACAGACAACUAGGGUGUGGCUUUGUCUUCUGCAAAGACUGCAGGGAGGAGUACCAUGAAGGGGCAUGCCACACAGAGCUGGUUCCACCUCCAGAUGAAGCCUCACAGGUGAGGUUGCUAAUCAAACCUUGUUCUUUCUUUCACCUACACCGUGUACUGUCUCACUCAUGUUUUCUCUCCUGUGUCAGUAAACACUCCCAUAAUUCGCCACCCACAAUCAAUCAGUGAAAUUAAGAAAUGGAUCCAGCUGCUACAUGAAGUUGUUAGACUGUAAACAGCAAAGGAAAUCUUUGCCCAGAGGAAUCUCAGGCUACAAUUCUCUCCUGUUGGGGACUGGUCAUCUGUUAUUAUACUGGGACAUUUGUGAGGGACUAAGAUGGAGACGAUGCAACGAGCUUACACAUACAAAUACACAAAGAAUAAACAGACACACCCCCUUCAACUCAAUACCUUAUUGCCCCCCCCCCCCCCCCCGAUGAACUGUGAAUGGGAAUUCCCCCCUUUAGGAUUAAUAAAGGCUUAUUUUAUCUUCUCCCAUCUUACAGUGGAGGCCUUGUAAAAUUGGCCCUUGCACCCAGGGGCAAAAAUGUCACACCUUAGUCACACCUUUUCCACACCCCCCACCCUCUCUCCUCUUCCUCCUCAGGGUUUUGUGGUGGAUGAGGAGGCAUCCCUCAGGGGGAGGUGGGAUAGAGCCUCCUUGCUCCUGGUGCAGGAGACAACUAAGCGCUGCCCUCAGUGUUCAGUUCCUGUUGAGAGAAACGGUGAGAAACAAAGAGAUCAUAAGUCAUCUGUACUUGUGUGAACAUUUUCGAGCUACAAUGGGAACAGAAAGUCAACCUUAAAGCAAGUUAAACAAACACUGGGUUUCUCUUACAGGUGAAGUGUGAAACAUUUGGCAGCAUGUAACAGAAUGCACUUUGUAGAAAUGGAAUUAAAUAUUCAUAAGUAUAUAUUCAUCAGCCAAAUAUAAAUAUUGUUUUGCUUUUGUUUACUUAGAAUGAGCCUUUUAUGUCUAUAAAGAUCUUGCCUCCAUGCUUCCACCAUAGCACAAAAGGGACAAGCAAGAAACAUAUGCACUUGUGUGUGAGUGGUUGUGCAAUAUUUACCAGGAUGGUUGAAAUAGUUUAUUUUUGUUGAUAUUUUUAUGGUCAAAUCUUAAGAAAAUAGGGAGUACACAGAAGCAAUUUAUUAAAUUUUACAACAGUUUGCAUUUUAUGUAGCUAUUCACAGAAUCCAAAGCACCACGCAUUUACUUCUAACCCUAUAACUGCACAUACUAGCACCUUUGAACAGGAUUUUAAUGGGUAAGUCUAGAAAUUCCAUGUAGGUCUCACACUGCCAUAUUAUAAAGGGUAGGUGGAAAUCACUGCAGAAUUAAAUCAGUCAAUUAUAAACCUCUGUCUGUUGUGGCCUCCUCUCCACCUCUCACCACUCCCUGCCUCCUCCUUUGAGUGUUUACAGUGUCAUGAUGUGUGUUUUGUGUUGUCCCUACCUGCAGGUGGCUGUAUGCACAUGCAGUGUCCUCUGUGCAAAGCAGAGUGGUGCUGGAUCUGCAGAGUUGCGUGGAACAGAGAGUGUAUGGGAGACCACUGGUUUGGAUAACAUGCACUUACACACACACACAAUCACACACACACACACACACACACAUGUUCACUGUUGCUGUUCAUACACACCCAUCUUCAACAGUGAAACACUUGACUUUCAGCUGAUAAAUCCUGAACUUCUGGAGAGGAAGAAACUCUUGAGAUCAAAGCUUUAAGCCUUGAUAUUUACUGUAAUAAUGUCUAUUUUUAUCAAGUUUAAUUUAAGUAAUAAAGUUUAAAUAAUGAAAAUGUGACAUCUCAUUGAGUCUCUGUUUUAUAUAAAUGUCUAAAAUAAUUGUUUUACCCAAUUUAGGAACAAUUUGUGCACUGCAUUGACAAGUCUGAUCUGUGAUCAUGUUGAUUUGAAUGAAUGUAUGACUGUUUUAACACAUGCUAACUUGAACACAUGAUCAGUGAUGUUUCCUUAACAGAUGUUAUGGAUGGCAACAAAGACUAAAAUAUAUAAUGGGCAACUAUAGAUCGAAACUCGGGCGAUAGAACGAUAAUGAUACACAAAACCCGAUUCCAUUGAAGUUGGGAAAUUGUGAUUAAUGUAAAUAAAAACAGAAUACAAUGAUUUGCAAAUCCUUUUCAACCUAAAUUCAAUUGAAUACACUACAAAGACAAGAUAUUUGAUGUUCAAACUCAUAAACUUUUUUUUUUUUUGGCAAAUAAUAAUUAACUCUGAAUUUUAUGGCUGCAACACGUGACAAAGAAGUUGGGAAAGGUGGUGAAAAAUACUGAGAAAUUUGAGUAAUGCUCAUCAAACACCUAUUUAGAACAUCCCACAGGUGAGCAGGCUAAUUAGGAACAGGUGGGCGCCAUGAUUGGGUAUAAAAGCAGCUUCCCUGAAAAUUCUCAGUCAUUCACAAGCAAGGAUGGGGCGAGGUUCACCACUUUGUGAACAACUGCGUGAGCAAAUAGUCGAACAGUUUAAGAACAAUGUUUCUCAAAGUACAAUUGCAAGGAAUUUAGGGAGUUCAACAUCUACGGUCCGUAAUAUCAUCAGAAAGUUCAGAGAAUCUGGAGAAAUCACUGCACGUAAGUGGCAUGGCCAGAAACCAACAUUGAAUGCCUGUGACCUUUGAUCCCUCAGGCAGCACUGUAUCAAAAAACAACAUCAAUGUGUAAAGGAUAUCACCACAUGGGCUCAGGAACACUUCAGAAAACCACUGUCAGUAAAUACAGUUUGUCGCUACAUCUGUAAGUGCAAGUUAAAACUACUAUGCAAAGCGAAAGCCAUUUAUAAACAACAUCCAGAAACGCCACCGGCUUCUGUGGGCCCGAGCUCAUUUAAGAUGGACUAAUGCAAAGUGGAAAAGUGUUCUGUGGUCUGAUGAGUCCACAUUUCAAAUUGUUUUUGGAAAUUGUUUGUGGACGUCGUGUUCUCUGGGCCAAAGAGGAAAAGAACCAUCCGAACUGUUAUCGCUGUAAAGUUCAAAAGCCAGCACUAAUGCACCCCCCAUGUGAUGGUAUGGGGGGUGCAUUAGUGCCCAAGGCAUGGGUAACUUACACAUUUAAAGGCAACAUUAAUGCUGAAAGUUACAUACAGGUUUUGGAGCAACAUAUGCUGCCAUCCAAGCAACGCCUUUUUAUGGACGCCCCUGUUUAUUUCAGCAAGACAAUGCCAAGCCACAUUCUGCACGUGUUACAACAGCGUGGCUUCGUAGUAAAAGAGUGUGGGUACUCGACUGGCCUGCCUGCAGUCCAGACCUGUCUCCCAUUGAAAAUGCGUGGCGCAUUAUGAAAUGUAAAAUAUGACAACGGAGACCUCGGACUGUUGAACAACUGAAGCUGUACAUCAAGCAAGAAUGGAAAAGAAUUCCACCUUCAAAGCUUCAACAAUUAGUCCCCUCAGUUCACAAAUGUUUAUUGAGUGUUGUUAAAAGGAAAGGUGAUGUAACACAGUGGUAAACAUGCCCCUGUCCCAACUACUUUGGCAUGUGUUGCAGCCAUGAAAUUCUGAGUUAAUUAUUAUAAAUAAUUAUAAUUAUUAUAAAAAAUAAAGUUUGUGAGUUUGAACAUUAAAUAUCUUGUCUUUGUAGUGUAUUCAACUGAAUAUAGGCUGAAAAGGAUUUGCAAAUCAUUGUGAUCUGUUUUUAUUUACGUUUAUCACAAUUUCCCAAAUUCAAAGAAAUUGGGUUUUGUACAUCAAAAGUUAAUUUCCCUCAAUAUCAAUAUAAAACAUCGUCAGUAUGCUUUUUGAUAGUCUGUUUUUUUUUAGGUUGGACAUGAAGCAGAGUAACGUGCACUGCAAAUUAUUUCAAGCACAUGUUCUCACAAGUUAGGGAAUACCUCAAAUCUUUUUCACCACCUGAAGCAGUGCCACAUGACAGAGGAUGCACAAUCCAAAAGGUUACAAACCCUGAGCAGAGCAAGGAGCCUUAUGACAAAACGUGCAUUUCUCAGAACAAUUAGUACAAACUACAAAACCUAGUAGAUAACCUGCAAAAGCGUGUCACUUGCUCAAAAUGAAUUGUUAAUUCCUUAAAAGCAAGUAUUCAUGUCAAUGAAUCUGUCUAGGUUAUCAAAAUAAUUAGCCCUGACAUCAUUGUUUAUGAACACAACAGUCAAAUGGCUUUGUCAUGUUUUCAUUAUGACAGUUUACUCUCUCUGUGUUUUCCAGUGCAAAAAAGUCAGACCUUGGUGACACUACCUGAAAAUGCUCAAGACAGCACUAUACACAACCUGUACAGCCAUUUGAAAACUACAGUAAAGUUACACACUACUGACUCCUUAGUUAUAAUCCUUGGUGAUUUUAACAAAGGAAAUCUCAGUCAGGAACUACCAAAAUACAAACAGUUUGUAACAUGCCCGACCAGAGAGGGGAACACAUUAGAUCACUGUUACAAUACAGUGAGUGGUGCCUAUCGCGCUGUGGGUCGCGCAGCUUUGGGACUCUCAGAUCACGUCAUGGUUCACCUGAUCCCUGCGUACAGACAGAGACUAAAACUCUGUUAACAUGUAGUGAGGACAUCCAAAGUGUGGACCAGUGAAGCUGUGGAGGAACUACGCACGUGCUUAGACACCAUGGACUGGGAUAUGUUUAAGGCUUCUACAGACAGUUUAGACGAUUACACAAACACUGUGACAUCAUAUAUUCAUUUCUGUGAAGACAGCAUCAUCCCACAGCGUACCAGGGUGAAAUACAACAACGACAAGCCCUGGUUUACAUCAAAACUCCAGCAGCUCCAUCAGCAGAAAGAGGUGGCUUUCAGGGAAGGUGACAGAGACUGCUACAAAUGUGCCAAGUACAGUUUUAGCAAGUAGGUGGCAAAGGCUAAAGCCAGAUACAACGCACGUCUGGAGCAAAGAUUCUCUGCCAACAACCCUGCCUUGUUGUGGAGGGGGUUGAAAGAGAUUACAAACUACAAGCCCAAAGCACCUCGUUCAACUGACGACUCAAAACUAGAUCAAUGACCUGAAUGACUUCUAUUCACGCUUCGAAGUCAUGGACUCACAUCCCCUCACCCCCCACACAACUGGAAAUCGAACCACUCUGGACCUCCUCCCUCCCCCUGCUGCCCUCUCGGUCCAUGAAGAGGAAGUAAACGGACUGGUUUUGUAGCUGAGUCCACACAAGGCUGCUGGCCCGGACUGUGUCUCUCCUGCCACUCUGAGACACUACGCUGAUGAGCUAGCUCCAGUCUUCACGGGGAUCUUCAACACCUCCCUGGUGUCAUGCCAUGUUCCAGCCUGUUUCAAGUCCUCCAUUAUUGUUCCCGUCCCCAAGAAACCUUGCAUAACUGGACUUAAUGACUACAGGCUGGUGGCUCUUACGUCUGUAGUCAUGAAGACCUUUGAACGCCUGGUUUUAUCCCACCUGAAUUCCAUCACCGACCCCCUCCUGGACCCUUUGCAGUUUGCCUACAGAGCCAACAGGUCUGUAGACGAUGCCAUAAACCUGGCUCUGCACUCCAUCCUGCAGCACCUGGACUCCCCAGGACCCUACACAAGGAUCCUGUUCAUGGACUUUAGCUCUGCAUUCAACACCAUCCCUCCGGCUUUGCUCCAGAACAAGCUUUCCCUGCUCCAUGUGCCUGACUCCAUCUGCAGGUGGAUCACAGACUUUCUGACGGACCAGAGUCAGUGCGUGCGGCUGGGGAAUGUCUCGGACACUCGGGCUCUCAGCACAGGAUCUCCACAGGGCUAUGUACUUACCCCUCUGCUCUUCUCCAUGUACACCAACUGCUGCACCUCCAACCAUGACUCCGUAAAGCUCAUCAAGUUUGCGGAUGACACUACCCUCAUCUGACUCAUUUCGGAUGGAGAUGAGUCUGCCUACAGGAUGGAGAUGGACCGGCUGGUGACCUGGUGAUGCAGCAACAAUCUAGAGCUCAACGCCCAGGGGACAGUGGAGAUGAUUGUGGACGUAGGAAAGCCACAGCCCCCCUGCCCUCCCUCAACCUCACUGACUCCCCCAUCACCGCUGUGGACUGUUACCGCUUCCUCGGCACCACCAUCACCCAGGACCUCAAGUGGGAGCCAACUAUCAGCUCCCUCAUCAAGAAGGCCGAGCAGAGGAUGUACUUCCUGCGGCAGCUGAGAAAAGCCAAGCUGCCGGUCCAGCUGAUGGUGCAGUUCUAUGUGGACAUCAUCGAGUCCGUCCUCAGCUCCUCCAUCACGGUGUGGUACGCCGGGGCCACUACCAGGGACAGACACAGACUGCAGCACAUUGUGGGCUCUGCUGAGAAGGUGAUCGGCUGUAGCCUUCCAUCUCUCCAUGACCUGUACAUCUCCAGGACUCGGGGCCGAGCAGGUUGGAUCACAGCUGACCCUUCUCACCCUGCACAUGGGCUAUUUGAGACACUCCCCUCGGGCAGGGGGCUACGGUCCAUUUGGACCAGAACCUCCCGCCAUAAGAACAGUUUCUUCCCCUCUGCCGUUAGACUCAUGUACACUUUAUAAGUCUGUCACUUUAACUCCGUCACUUUAUCACUGGUCACUUUAGUUUAAUGUUCUUUGGAUUUUUUAAUUGCUCUCCUCCCACUGCACUGUAGUUCUAGAUUGUUCAGUUGUACAUAGCCUUUUAUACUUAUUGCACAUAGCAUUGUACAUAAGCUUUUAUACUUUUAUAUUUUUAUAUUUUAUACUUUAUAUAUUUCUUGUAUGAUCUUAUUAGUUUAUCCUAGUAUUUUAUAUUUCUCUCUGUUUAUUGUUGCGCCAUCAUGCCAAAACAAAUUCCUAGUCUGUGAACCCUGUUCAUCGACAAUGGCAAUAAAACCCCUUCUGAUUCUGAUUCUGAUUCUUCUGAUUUAGUGAGGAAACUGAGUACAAGACACAUGUAUGUUUCACACACUUACUGCAUAUGCUCUUUGCAGUUCUACAGCAUUGUGCAAAAAACUAAAAUUGGUAAGGCAUUGGUGACGUAUGCGCACUACACCGAUGGUCUACUAAAAUACCACUAGACCAGUUGUGCCCCGCCAGUGUUGAAAGCUGACCAGGUCUGAAUCGGAGAGCUUUCAGCGCACUUUCCACGCCGUCGGCGAGCACAAAAAUGUCACUGCGCCGGCUGGUUCCUUUGACACCUCCCCCUGCCGCACCACCACGCCCAGCUUGGUGGACCUCGGUGCGCCUCAGUCUACGAAAAUACCAAACUGGCUGUACACUGGGCUCCGCCAGAGGAAAAUACCACAGCACAGGGUGCGCUACUGUCCGCCGCGACACCAGCAGGCAUGAAAUUAGAGCCCCUUGUCUUUCUUGGCAAUUUCUCUGUAGGAAAGACCUACAUUUUUAAAUGUUAUGAUGGUCUGUCUCUCUUCUAUCAUUAACUGCUGUUUCCUAGCCAUUUGUGCUGAGAGCCCUCCCACCACCAGACCCUGAAGAACUGGCCCCCUUCUCAGAGGAAGAGGUUCAGUGCCAGCUGGGCCGUUGCAAGCCAGGCAAGGCUCCAGGGCCUGAUGGCAUCCGAGCCAGGGUGCUUAAUGCCUGUGGCAUGGAGCUCUCCCCAAUACUGCACUCACUUUUCUGUCAAUCUUACCGGACUGCCACAACAGCCACACUAUGGAAAACUGCUAUUAUAAUCCCAGUACUGAAAAAAUCCCACAGACUUCAGUCAUUAACGCCCCAUAGCCCUAACAUCCAUUAUAAUGUAGUGCCUAGAGAAAUUACUGCUGAACAUUAUCCUGCCACUUGUCACCCCACACCUGGAUCCCCUCCAAUUUGCCUAUAAGGCAAAGAGGGGCACAGUUGUGUGGCCUGCCUGCUACACCUCCUCCUCCAGCAUCUAGACUCCCCAGGCAACUUCGCCAGGAUCCUCCACGUAGAUUUUAGUUCUGCCUUCAGUUCCCUACAGAAACAUCUGCUGAUCCAAAACCUGCACCAUCUCAACAUCCCCCCUCAUCUGAUCCACCUCACCUACAAUUUCCUCAAAGACAGACAGCAAGCAGUAAGGGUGGGCUCAACCACAUCUCCUGUUCUCACCAUCAACACAGGGGGUCCACGGGGAUGUGUGUUGAGCCCAUUCCUGUACACACUCUACACCAACGACUGCCUCAGCAACUCACCCACCACCACUACAUUUCUCAAAUACUCAGAUGACACAGCCAUCCUUGCACUCCUCUCUGACAAUCAAUCCACUUUGGACUUCCAUAACACAGUCACACAUUUCACCAGGUGGUGCAGGGGCAAUCAUCUUCAGAUCAAUGUCAAUAAAACAAAAGAACUACUGAUCAGCCCCCCCUCACCCCAGCACCCCCCCAUCAUAAACACCCAAACAGUUGAGACAGUAGACACAUUCAAAUACCUGGGAAUAACUCUGGACAAUAAACUCCUUUGACCAGCACACCACAGACAUUCAAAAAAGAAGACAACAAAGACUGUCAGCCAUCUGCAAACUUAAAGGACUAUACAUUGCACCCCACCUCCUGUUACUGCUCCAUCAAAGCAUAAUUCAACCCAUCCUUCUUUACUGCUCCACAUGUCUUUUCACAAUGCUGUCUGUCACAAACCGGGCAAAACUCAUAAGAAUCAUAAACACAGCUGCAAAAAUCAUUGGUCUCCCUGCACCCAACCUCACAGAACUAAACAACAGGUCCAUCACUCGCCUAACAAGCACUAAAGUACAGGACAUCACCCACCCACUACACCAGUACAUCAUCCCACUACUCUCAGGGCAUAGGUACAGAUCAAUCAAGUUCAGGAGGGCUCACCUGGGAAGAAGCCUGAUCCCUGCAGCCAUAGCCGCCCUGAACAGCAGGCCCAGCUGAUCUGUCUGCCUGUCACUGUAUUGUUAUUGUCACUGUUGUUUACUGCCAUGUCGGCUGAAUAAUGUUAUUGUCUGUGAUGUCCACCGUUGUCUCAUUGUAACGUACAAUCAGUGAAAAUGAAUUUCCCCACAGGGACCAAUAAAUACAUUUAUCUAUUAUUUCUAUAGUAAAACACUACUUUCUGCAGUACACUACUGUUCAAACAAUGCUCACCAUGGUUUGGUACCACAGUGUGUUCCAGCACUACUUUUAUGCAGACAGAGAGGGUUGUAAGUGAUCAAGAAAAGUUCAGACACUUGUAGGAAUUGGUAGCACCAACUUUCAAGGUUUGAUCAACCUCCAUUGCUGCAGAACUGCUUUAAGUUGUUAACCCAUUUCUUGUUCCCUGAAAAAGGCCUUUUUGUAUAAUUCUGAAAUGUCCAUUAUUUUUCAGUUUUGGUUAAACUUACCUUUUUUUAUUUGCCACUGGCAGUUCACCACCUACCUUUGUACCCUUUCAAGCUGUUCAUUGGACUUGAACCGCUUGAAUUUCAAUAAAAAAAACAGGAAAAAUUGGGUUAUUCUAAAAAUUUUAAACUGUAGUGUCUGUGUAACGGAUACGAGUGACAUUUAAAAUAUUAACAGUAUAAAUACCAUAAAUGUCUUUGUGAUGACCACGGUCUGCUUUUUUUUCUGAUAGAAGCUACCGUUUUGUCAGAAUAAGCCCAAGUGCAAGACCAGUGCUGAGGCAAAAAAAAAUCAUUUUCUCUGCCUCACUCUGCGGUGGAUCGAUCGUCAUGGGCAACCAACUUAAGUAGCUGUGGCAACCUGUGAGCCUCAGGCCAGGCCUACAGCUGACACAAUUCAUUAAUCAGGGACUGCUCUGAUAUCUCUUCAUAACUGAAUUGCUUAUAGUGCAAUUUUCAUAAAGAUAAAACACUGACUCUUAAAGAAAAUCUGGUAGCAUAAUCCAUUUCCUGUAACAACUUUGGAUCCAAAAAUCAGCCUCACAGGGUUUUUGUCCUGGGUUUUGUAUUUAAUGAGCUUUGUUUGAUUAAGAUACAUGACUAAUACAGGCUAGGAUACACAUUCAUUCAAACAUUUGCUUGCUGUGUUCCUAAAUUGAUUUUUUAAGGGACAAUGUAAUUUACAUUUAAUGAAGUGAUGAUGCAAAAUAAUUACAUUUAAAGUUAAAAACCAUAUCUGCAGGUUAGCUUUGGCAUGAACUGUGCCUGUACUCCUCAAAGAUGCAUGUCAUGCUCCUGCAGAACUGCACAAAUACACCUUUGAGUCAGGAGACCAGGAGUUCUCAAGCAUACAAGCAUCUCCCUUUAGAAGGGGAAAUGCUUGUAUGCUUCUGAAGUGAAUACAAUGCUGUGAAAUGCCCCCUCCUUGCAAAAUGCCAUCAUCACAGUACCACUCUUCUAAAGGGUGAAACAUAGUGCAGAUGAAAAAAAGCAACCUCCAGAUGCCCUUUCAGUGUAUAAAAUGAGGAAAAGUUUCCUCUGGAUCUCACUGGAUAAAAUGUAAGUAAGUUCCCCCUGAAUGCUCCACCAGUGGAUAAAAUUUGAUAACUCAUGUUGGUUCAAAAUGUGUUAAAUCUUUUCCCAUAUUGAGGUUGGGUCUUUGUAAUACAUCAAACAAUGAGUAAGGUUAGGCCUGCUCUUUUGGAAAGUGUCGUGAGGUGACGAUUGUUGUGAUUUGGUGCUAUAUCAAUAAAAAAUUGAUUGAUCAGGUUAAAUUUUGGAAAUAUACCUCACUGUAAGUGUGGUUGGCAUGGAAGGUUUCAAACUCUGUGGAGUUCAAUUAGAUACUUCAACUCAAGUGUUUAAUCAUUUCAUUCUAUUAUUUGAUUUACUCAGUUUUAGAAAAAUGAAAAAACACACAAACUUAAGUGUGAGCUCAAUGCUCAGCAUUCAUUUUUUAGUUAACUAUGUGUAAAAGUGUUUGCAUUUAUCUCACAGAGAAAAAAAAAUCACCUCAAAUUGUUCUAUAAUAAUUCACCAGAAUUUAGGGGAUGAAGUGUAAGACACUCAAAUAUUCAUAAAUCACAGUUUAUUGCGCACACAUGUCACAUGGCAAACAGGAUGUGCCCCUUUUUUUAUUUCUGAAUACACCCUUGCUCAAGGCUAAACCUGAGUUCAACAAGAGCUCAGAGGUAACUGAGCACUAACACUCAGGGGCUCAAGUCUUCAGUUAUGGAGUACUUUGACUCACACAUAGUAAGUUCUUCAGCUUCUACCUCUUUCAUAUCUCAGUGAUAGAUACUAUCCCCCUUUACUGCACUACAUUUAGAUACAGAUAAAGUACUUGGUGAUAACAAAAUAAACAUACUAUUAACCAGCCAGCCAGUGAAGUCUUUAUAAGGAACUCUGCAACCCGCUACUUAACAUCUUCACACCAUUAAGUACUUUACAGUAAAUGUGAUUUUCAGCAUAUUUAGAGUCUAACCUUUUGCGUCUGACCAUUAUAUUUUGAAACUUAUUGGAGAUAGACUACAGUUUGCUUUUUACUACAACUAUUAUUAAAGCUGAUUUCAUGUACCCUUUUUGAACUCCUCAAUGCUAAUGACUUUCAAUGCCCUUCCUCAGGGAUCAUUUUUGUAUCACAUUUAUUCAUCCUUUUUUAUACUUCUGCAUUUUCGCCCAGAUUUCCCAGCUCCCUUCAUAGGGUACCGUAAAAAUAAGUACUCUCUUGAGAUAAUCUUUUUAUAGGUUGUAGUUGUUUGUUCAAAUCUGUCUCUAAUGUUUGAGAGGAAAAAAAACAUUGUUUUGAUAAUUUUUUGCUGAAUCUGCAGACCUAGGCUCCACCCUGAUAAGACAAACCAUUAACCUUUGAGCAGGCUGAUGAAUGUCACUGCCAGAUGAGUUUAUGGUUUUGUUUUUAUCACCUGGCACAAAAUCCACGAGGUGAAGACUCAACAGAUUCAGAGCAGCUCAGUCUUUCUGAAUCAACAUGAUGACUGCAGGUCCAGAUCAGAGGCACCCUAUUUAGGUUCAGGGCAGCGUUAAAAAAAAAUCUGUUCGAGUCAAAAUCUGAAAGUAUUUGAAGCAGAUCCUGUAGGUCAAUUUGGUCUUUAAGUCUCUAAGGGCACAAGAAGUUUGAAGAUAUCUAGCAGGACUUAGGAUCAGGGUGGUUGGUCCAUGAGUGUGGCAUUUUGACCUGCAGGGCAGUCAAUCAUAAAGAAAAAGGAUGAAGAGAGGGACUCAGUGUGGUCUGACAGGGCUGCACAACCCUGGACUGGAGUUGGAGAUGACGGAAACCCCCCACAAAACUGAGGUGAGACCAUAAAAUCUAGAGUCAGGUUCACAUGAGUAUGAGUGUUUGCUUUUAUCUGCAUGGAAUCCCAGCUUGAUGAAGCUUAAUUUAAAAUGUUUCUUUAAUGAUAGAGUUAGUGAAUUUACAGAUAAAGACUAUAAAACAAAGAAAUAAAGACAUAUCAAUCUUUACAAUCACAACAUUUAAGGUGGCUCUUCUGGUCACCUCAGGUUCCAGAUAGUCCUCUGGUUCCCUUGAGUCCUCAGGGAUCCGCUUCCAAGUCAAUACAAGCUGCAGCUUGGUGGGCUUCGUACUCCUGCAGUCGCUGGAAGCAUAGAAGAAAAAAAUUGAAAGGUAAAACGCAGAUGCUUUCUGAGUACUGGUAUUUUGUUUAGUUUUUUUUUAAUCUGAAUAACAUUUGAGUAUAAAUGAUGUGACUGUUUUUCAGGGAUUCAUCUGGAGACCAGGUAUAGAGGUCUGGCUGAAGGUGAUGAAAGCGACGAGGAGCAGAAAGAUGAAACAGACACGAGUAAAAACCAUCAGCUGAAUAAACAACUACUGGAUCACUUCAGACAGCUGGCUGCUAACAACCAGGACACAGACCAGGUAACUCUGAGCAACCAGUUUCACAGAUGAGGAAAACAUACCAGGCAACUCCAACCAGGCUAAAACAACAGACGGUUUCAUAAGAUUUAUCAUAACAAGAAAACUUGGAUAUGCAGACUAUGGCCAAAACAGGAGCUGAAGUGGAUAUGCUGUGUCCUGGGCAAUCAUUUAAAUGAUUAUUCAUGAUUGAUCCAUGACUGGUACAUGUGCAUGAUGGAAAGGGAGCUUUGACCGAUGCAUGCACACAUUUCAGAGGGACAGGGAAAAUUGAAAGUACUUACAAUAUGUUUUGUGUUUUUGUUCAGGUUGACCUUCAGUUUCUGGAUGAAGUGAUUUCUAAUGGAGCUGAUCCAAACAGUUGUGACAGAUAUGGACAAACCAUCCAGCAUGAGGUGAACAUAUGAUUCUGAUUGGUUUGAUUUCAGACAUUCACAGCAACAAAGCCAUAGUUGAAACAUUGGGGAUCAAAUUCAGAGAAAAAAAUCACUAACAACAAUAAAGAAUAGAAAUUCAUGGCGGCUGUGUAUUACAAUCAUCAUCAGGUAUAGAUUCCAGAGUCAUCCAGUACCUCAAACCUGAGCAUUUUUCCCCUCUUGGCUAAACUCAUAUAAGUUUAACUGAUUUAUGUUUGUUCGGAGUCAGGGUCUUUGAAAGCUCUGUAUUUCCAAUACUCCUCCUUCACUUGGUCCUGCCUACUCUACAUUACCAUGAAGGGUUUUGUGCAUUAUAGGCAGCAAAUUUUGACCCAUGCAUGCAUAUAUUUCAGAGUUUAAGUAGAAAUGAUUGUACAAAUUUUGUGUGCAUGGUAAAACCUUGGAGCUUGUGUCUCUUUAUGUCAUCCUCCUUUUCGUGCGAAUGCUAAAGGGAACAUACAUAUCUUUGGACAACUCAUUAAAAUGGUCCAAACUGUUGCUGGAGUCAUAACAGUUUGUUGAAUAAAUACAGCAGAUGAUUAUAAUAAACAAAGCAUCUAUGAUUCAUCCUAAAUUUUGCCUCUGGUGGUUUCUGGAGUCCUCAACAUCUAAUUCAGGUUGCUAGUUCAGCCCCACUUAAACACAGUACCAUGUGUGUGUGUUCAGAUCUCCCGGGCAUGGAGUGUGGAUGUGAUGAGGUUCUUCCUGGACCGGGGCUCAGACCUCCUCCGCCCUGAUCAUUUUGGAGUCACAGCACUUCAUGUUGCCUCAGCGCUGGACUACCAGGAAAUGGUUCAGUUCCUGCUGGACCACAAAGGUUAGUGUGGGCAGGUAGAGGGUCAAAAGAACAGCUAGAUUGUCUAUAGUCCUGCCCUCUUUAACCUUCAAGUGCACCUUUAAACAGAUAACAAAACAAAGAGAUACAAACAAAAAAAGGGAUUCAGGUGCACCUGGCAGUGGUGCUGACAUGUAAGGAAGUUUUGGUGGGUCUUGAUACAAAUAUAGAGCCUAAUCAAUAAGAUUGUGCACUUUCUGUCCCCAGCAAAUCCAGAGGCCAGGACUGUCCUGGACCAACAGACUCCUCUUCACUAUGCUGCCAAAAACGAUGCUGCAGGUUCAAUCAGACUGCUGCUGCAGGCCGGAGCCUCCAUCAGCUGCACCGACUACAAACACAGAACACCACUGCAGCUCGCUGCCAACAUGGGUAGUUACACUAUUUACAGCAGUGCAGACAUAGUAGAUAUCAGCACCAUCAACAACACUGACACAACCACUAUCACCACUGACACAACCACUAUCACCACUAACACAACCACUAUCACCACUGACACAACCACUAUCACCACUGACACAACCACUAUCACCACUAACACAACCACUAUCACCACUGACACAACCACUAUCACCACUAACACAACCACUAUCACCACUGACACAACCACUAUCACCACUGACACAACCACUAUCACCACUAACACAACCACUAUCACCACUGACACAACCACUAUCACCACUAACACAACCACUAUCACCACUGAUACAACCACUAUCACCACUAACACAACCACUAUCACCACUGACACAACCACUAUCACACACUGACACAACCAUUAUCAUACACUGACAUAUCUAUCACACACUGACACAACCACUAUCACCACUGACACAACCACUAUCAUACACUGACACAAUCUAUUACCACUGACCAAACCACUAUUACCAGUGACACAAAUAUGACACACUGAACCAACCAUUAUCACCACUGACACAACUACUUUCACCACUGACAAAGCCAAUCACACACUGACACAACCUAUUACCACUGACACAACCUAUCACUACUGACCCAACCAUAACCACCACUGACACAACCACAAUCACCCUUGACACAUCUAUCACACAGUGACACAACCACAUACACAGUGACAUCAUCUUUACAGACAUUAACACUGACAAAAACUUUACAGACAUCAACACUGACCCCAUCUUUACAUUCAAAACCACUGUCAAUAUCACAACAGACAUCAAAUACUGAUCUCUUCUGUACAGACAUAGCCAUUAACACCAAUUCUGAAGACAUAACUACAAAUACCAACCCUACAGACAUAAAACCAGGUAUUAAACUCUACAGAUUCUACUAUUGACAUUCCUGCAUACAACAAUAAUGACACACUUUUUCACUGACAUUACCACUAACACUAUCUCCACUGUCAUCACUUUUACAUUAUCUUUACAGACAAAAACACUAGAAUCAAUCUCUACAGACAUGACCACUGAUAAUAUCUGACUGACAUGACCAUAGACUCUAUUUCUACAGUUGCAACGACUGACACUUUCUUUACUAGCAUUAACACUGACAUGUACAUCACCAUUGACACAAACCUAACAGUUAUCACUUUUGACCAAAUCCAAAAAGACAUCAUUACUGCUCAACAAACUCCGCAGACAUUUCAUCUGACGCUAUCUUUACUGACUAAACUUCUUCUUCUGGUAGUUACACUAUUUACAGCAGUGCAGACAUAGUAGAUAUCAGCACCAUCAACAACACUGACACAACCACUAUCACCACUGACACAACCACUAUCACCACUGUCACAGCCACUAUCAACACUCACACAACUAUUCACACACUGACAGAACCACAAUCACACACUGACACAACCUAUCACUCACUGACACAAUAACUAUCACACACUGACACAACCACUAUCACCACUGACACGACGCCUAUCACCACUGACACAACCACUAUUACACACUGACACAACCACUAUCACCACUGACACAACUAUCACACACUGACACAACCACUAUAACUACUGACACAACCACUAUCAACACUGACACAACCUAUUAACACUGACACAAUCACUAUCACCACUGAUACAACCUAUUACCACUGACACAAUUGCUAUCACCACUGACACAACUAUCACACACUGGCACAACCACGAUCACCACUAACACAACCUCUAUCACACACUGACAUAACCACAUCAACAGUGAUAUCAUCUCUACAGACAGAAACACUGACACCAAUUUUACAGACAUCAACGCUGACUCCAUCUUUACAAAAAAAACUACUGACACUAUCACAACAGACAUCAAAUACUGAUCUCUUCUGUACAGAUAUAGCCAUUAACACCAACAUAACUACAAAUACCAACCCUACAGACAUAAGACCAGGAAAUAAACUCUACAGAUUCUACUACUGACAUGGUCCUUCUGCCACUGCCACUGACAACUGGCUCAAAAGAUAAUAUCAGUUGCACUUUUUUUGCAUACAAUAAUAAUUACACUUUUUUCACUGACGAUACCACUAACACUAUCUCCACUGUCAUCACUUUGACAUUAUUUUUAAAGACAUAAACAUUAUAAUCAAUCUCUACAGAUAUUACUACUGACACUUUCUCUACAGACUUAACCACUGAUAAUAUCUGAUGGACAUGACCAUAGACUCUAUUUCUACAGUUGCAACUACUGACACUUUCUUUACUAGCAUUCACACUGAUGUACAUCAUCAUUGACACAAACUUAACAGUCAUCACUUUUGACCAAAUCCCAACAGACAUCAUCACUGCUAACAAACUCCACAGACAUUUCAACUGAAGCUAUAUUAACUGGCUAAACCACUAACAAUAUCUCCACGAAUAUCACUACUGACAUCUCCUGAAGAGACAUCACCACUGUCAGCCAUCUCUACAAACAUUACUGUUGACACCAUCUCUUUGUUAACAUCUUUACUGACAUACCUUCAGACAUACAUACAUUUUUCUGCUUGUUAUUUUAACAACGAUCUUUGUUGAGAUUCCUAAUCAUGACUUCCCCACUUUCUUCUUAAUCAACAUUGCUUAUCAGAUGAUCAGGGACAAAAUACUGACACCUUACCUAGUAUGACCACAUUGGUUACAGCCAUAUAUUUCACAACAGGCAUCAACACUGACUGAAUACACUUGCUUUUUUUUCUCCAAACUUUAUUUAUUAUCAAAUAGGGCAAAUAUUAACAAAUUAUAUAUACAUAGGGCAAGUUAAAAUGGCAGACAACUUCACUAAAUGUAAUUUGAAUAAAAUUCAAUAGCUGAUAAGCAUUUUUUGUCAGAUUCAACAUAUGACAGAGACUCAAAAUAUAUUUUUAAUUCAAUGAAAAACAAUGGGAAUAAAGGUAUGUAUAUGGAAUUUACCUAGUAAUAUGAAGAGAUUAAUUCUGUUAAAUUUAUUAUUGUGAGAGAAGGAGCCAAAAAUAAUAAUAUUCUCAUCGAAUUGAUACCUAACUGUUGUUUUAGCAAAAAGAAAAUUUUCCAAAUCUUUCCAAAAGCUGAUACAAAAUGGACACUUAUAAAAUAAGUAGAUGAUACUUUCUCUAUCUUUUUGACUAAAGGAACAGCUGUCAUCAAUGUCGGAAAAUUUGGAGAUGUAUGCAUUAGUAGGAUAAAUGUUAUGUAAUAGCUUGAGGACUGAUCACAACUGACCAACAAUUGCUAUCAUCAAAAACUGACACUACCACAGAUGUCACUACUCAAGACAUCUGUAUUGACAUGACCUCUGAAACAGCACUUGGUUAUUUCCAACUGUCUGUGUUUUCAGAGCGCAGUGAAGCAGCUCAGGUGUUGAUGGACUUUGGGGCAGAGGCUGGUUUGAUAGACGCUGAUGGACAGCUCUGCAUCACUGCUCUGAUUGGCCGGAUGAGCCCUGUGGUAAACAUGUCCUACCUACUGACUGAUAACAGUGUAGUGAUUAUUGAGUGAGAAUAGAAGAGAAGAGGAAAGGAGAGGAGAGAAGAGGAGAGGAAAAAAGGAGAGAAGAGAAGAGAAGAAAAGAAAAGAAAAGAGAAGAGAAGAGAAGAGAAGAGAAGAGAAGAGAAGAGAAGAGAAGAGAAGAGAAGAGAAGGUAGUCUGUCCUGAGGUUUCUCAAUGCUGAUUUUUUUUGUGUCCAGGCCCUGCUGGCACUCAGUCAGUUCCAUGUGACUGACAGACUGACCAGGCAACAGUUCUACUACCUAAACCUGCUGGAGCCAGUGCCUCAUUUACGAAACACACCUGUGCAAGGUAACACUGCUAACUAGCCACCAAUUUUUGAACUGUCCUCCAGAAUCAGAAUUAGCUUUGAAAUUUCUCUGCACAUCUUCAGUCUUAAUUCUAUUCACACACUUUCAAUGUGCGGAUGGAUGGAUGGAUGGAUGGAUGGAUGGAUGGAUGAAUGGAUGGCUGGCUGGCUGGCUGGAUGGAUGGAUGGAUGGAUGGAUACUUUAUUAAUCCCAGAGGGAAAUUCAAAAUUCAAAAUUCAAAAGUACUGAUUUUCCACCGCCUUAAAAGUGGACCUCCACUGGUAAUUAUACUUUUUGUCUUAUUACCUCCUCUAAAAAAUCUCUAAUAGCAUUUAUGUGUAACUUUGGUAAUGUUACAAUGUCUACUGCUGAAAUUGUGGCUAUUUUGUGACUGGCAAUACCUGCCCUUUAAUUCUGUGCAGUCUCAUUUUAUGUCUGUUUAUCUAUCCAUCUGACCAUCUGGCCAUCUGACCAUCUGGUUGUAAUUGGAAGAAGCUACCAUGAGUGAGCCAACAUCUCCAGUAAGUGUCACACGUUUACCUUGGUUUAUUUAAGAAUUUAGCUGAAAUGGGUCUUUUAAAUAACAGUGUUGUCUUAUGCAGUAAACAUUGUGCAAUGCACAAACUACACUGUGUAGUGAAGAGUGUAUGGUGAGCAUCAAACUGAAAAAUGUAGAACAAGCAGUUGAUAGUAAGUGUUGAUAUGUUCUUGUUAACUAAGUUUUUUUUUACUUUGUAAUUCAGUUGUAUUUUCUGUGUAUUUGUUCCUUGUGUUCCUGUCCCCUGUGUCAAUUAUUCUUAUGUUUCUGUUGUGUUUCUCUGUUAAGUCUUGUGUUUAAUUUUCAGAGUAUACUGGGUUAUUUUGUAGUCCCUUCUCCUUGUGUGUCUGGUUUUGUUUGACUUUCUGUUUUAUUUUGUAGUAGUCAUUCCCUUUGUGUCUUGUUUAGUUAUACUUCCCUCCUCAGUGAUUGUCUGCACCUGUAUCCUUGGGCUGUGUCUCAAUUCAGGUAGUGGGCAUUUGCAAUUUGUGUGACAUCAUUGCACGGUGCUAAUGGUGUCCCAUUCCAUUCGUGAUUUCGAAGGCGUUCAAAGUGCGGUCCCAAAACCUCCCUGCCCCCUAACCCCCUUUUACAGGCGCGCAACCAUGCACAUUUGGUGGCCUUAGAAUUCCCUGGAUUAUAGGUGCGUGUUUCAGGCGAGGCGUCAGAUCUGUUUGGAGGUGCAGCACCUCUUCAAAGAAAACAAAGAAAACUCAAAAACACAAAACAGUCAGCUCAGGCUCCAUGAGCACAUGCACUCUCCACUUACGGAACUGCACCUGCAAACCAAACAUUAUACUGUUUAGAAAAUGACUGAUCCGCUAUGCUACCAAAAUCGAAAACAUUAGAAAUAAGAAAGUUUCCAAAACAUAUGCCAUCAUGGAGAAAUUUAGUAAAUCUGUAAAAGAUCCAUUAAGUCCUUUCCUCUUCUUGGUUGUCAUCUUGUUGCUUGUUGUACAUAGUAACCCCUGUGUGCUUGUAAGUAUGUAUUGUUUUGUGCCUGUAUCUUUUGUUUUGUAUAUGUAUUGUAUGUAUGCAGGGUCGCACAAUAAAUAUGAAGAAAUAUGAAGCAGUCCUGAAGGCAGGGACAUUUGGUGAAUUAACUAGGAAGUCCUCUGGAGAGUAGACUGUUUCAGUUCACAAAAGCUGAUCCACCUUGUGCAGAGCGUUCAGGGUGCACACGCAGGGUGCAUACAGGGCAGUGCACUCAGCAGUGUGCAGACCCUGUAUUGAGACACAUCCCUAGUGUCUGAUCUGCCUCUUGUUACUUGUUUUCCCAUCUAUUUAGUGCCUGUGUAGCAUUCCCUCUAUGCUGGUUUAUGUAUGUCAUUGUUUGUAUUUGAGCUCCUGGUGGUUUUCCCUGCAUCUUUUGAUUUUUUGCUCCCUGUGUGUUGGUUUGGUUUUUUUUAUUAGGAUUUUUUCAGUUGAACAUAUUCCAUUUAAAGUAAGUUUUUUGUUGUCCCAAGCUUAGUCUUUUGUCAAAUAAAAUUUUCAUUUUUUAAGUCUGCACAUAGGUCCUCCCUUUUUGUUUUUGUGUGAAACAAUGGCAAGUGUAGUACAUGGGCGUACAUCCAGUGACCACUGUGCAGAUAACAGUGAGUAAUGUAAUCUGUCACAGCCCACAUAUUGCAGUGAACAAUGACUUAUGUGCAAUAAACUGUGCAGUGUACAUGCUACCUCCUGAACUACUGCUGAUAACUGGAAGGUUGGCGGUUCAGUUCCCCCCUAUCCCUAGUCUGUUCAUUGUGUCCUUGGCCAAGUAACUAAGCCCACCUUGCUCCCAGUGUGUGUCCUCCACUGGUGUAUGAUUGUGAGUGUUGUGUGGUGGUGGUUUGAGAGGCGUAGGCGCAAACUGGCAGCCACGCUUCCAUCAGUCUGCCCCAGCGCAGCUGUGACUACUAAAGUAGUUUACCAGCACCAGGGUGUGACUGUGUGAGCGAAUGAAUGAUGUAUUCAAUGUAAAGCGCUUUGAGUGUCUGUGAUAAAAUGCUAUAUAAAAUCUGAUGCAUUAUGUUUUUAUUAUAUUUGGUUAGCAAUGAAUGUAUAAUACUGAAUGGUACAUGGUAAGAAAACUGAAAAGCACAUCCAGCAUGCCUGAAAGUAGUUUGCAAAUGAGCCAUCUUACUUCAUUCCUAUCUUUGUUGAAAGUUGCACAUGCAUGGAAAUGAUGGAAGUAGAUGUGUUUAAGUGAUAAGAAGUGACAGAGUGAGUAGCAGUGGGUACCUUUAGAGAUAAAAUGGAGAGAGAGAGUGCCAGUAGUGGACACAACACCGCAAAACUAAAAAAAUGAGAGGUACGUUUCAGGAUGUUUCAUGGUGGUUACACUUAAAAGAACUUAAAAAUAAUUCUAUAUCUCCAUGAAAAUGCAGGAGGAUGCUGGAUUUAGUUUGUUUGCAGCUGGAGUCAGACUUCUUCCUGCCUGCAGCUUAUUUCUUUGCUCUGCCCAUGCACUGUUCUUGGUGUUACUGCAGAAUCUCCAGUUAAUAUCUAAUGCUUUGUAAGGUUUACACUACUGUAUAGUGGGUGAUACCCACAAAGGUAAUACAUUUGAUAUAAAAAAUUUAAACACCGACAGAAAGCACACUCUCUUGUGAUUCAGGGGAUAUUUUUGUUUUGUAUUACUGACAUUUAUUUAACCUUUAACAGUUUGUCAAAAGUUGUUCAGUGAUAAAAGAAGCCUUCUGCACUACUUUCUAAUCCAUUCACUGACUGUGAAAUAGUGAGAGACUGCAUGCUAGCUGGUGUGGAUGAACUGAGUCUAUGUAAUAACACUGACUGCUGGAUUACUAAUGCUCAUGCACUUCAGCGUAUCUCUGUCAAAAAUGUGACCCAAGUAUUUUAAAUAUGCCUCCAUAAGAUAUGUGCUAAAGACAAAAAAAUGACUUUGAAUGCUGCUGAAAAUGUCUGGCCAGCGUUGAUAUCCUGGUUUUCAACUCUGGCCCAGUUUAAAAUGUAUUUGAACAGCCCUGGUAUACAGUGCGCAGUUCACUCUGUGUUGUGAACCAUGUGAGAAUUGAAUGUGGCACAAUAUAGCAUUAAUGAAAAAGCACACAGUGUGGUGUCAGUCUUGUGAAUAAUGAAUGAACACCAUAUAAUGAGCAGUUAAAACAGAAUAGUGUAAACUGAACAAAUUACAGCCUACAGUGUACUGUAAGCUGUUUUGUGUUGUUUGGUUUCUGUUUUUAGCUGGAGGUCGCGGUGCAUCAGGGGAAACUGGACCUCAUCAUGCAUCCAGUCUUUCUCAAACUAAUUGAGAUCAAAUGGAGACUAUAUGGCAGGUAAACUCCAGUCUGAUUGGUUCAAUUUACUUUAUUACUUUGCUCAGUGGACUUUCGGAUGGCUGUUUUUGCUUACAGUUUGUCUCUGUUAAUCUGUCUGUCUUCAUCAGGCUGGGGGCUUGGCUUCUCCUCAUCCUAAACAUCCUGUUCAAUAUCUCCUGGACCACUGUCGCCAUCUCUGUGUCCAUCCACAAAGGUUCAUCUGAUCGCUACACCCUCCCUGAGGUGAUGUCUGUUUUGUGUCUGCAUCCUGUCUCUCCUGUCUGUCCAGUGUCUGUGUCCAGUCCAAAUGACUGCAUCUGUUUGUUUCUCUCAGGAUUGGUGGCGGGUCUUUGCUGUGGUUCUGGCCCUUCUACUGACUCUGGAGGAGGUGCUGCGGGAGGUACAGGACAUCCUGCGUUCAAGAAAGAAGAUGCGGCUCUGGCAGCAGUGGGCGGAGCGACGACUUAGUGAUGACCUGCAAUGUUCACAUCCCAUGUGGCCUCAGGUAGGAAGUAGCAGGUUAAAUAUCAGAUGAAAUCUAUUAAGUACAACCAGCAGCUGGUUAACCAUUACAGCUCAGACUAGGAACAGGGAGAAGUAGACCGCUUAUCCAAGCUUGGAAGCUGGGAACAGGAGAAAAGAGUGGGGUGGGGCAUAUUAUGAGAGCCUCUGCUUUAAUGUUUGUGUGUGUGUGUGUGUGUGUGUGUGUGUGUGUGUGUGUGUGUGUGUGUGUGUGUGUGUGUGUGUGUGUGUGUGUGUGUGUGUGUGUGUGUGUGUGUGCAUGUGCAUGUGGGCAUUUGUGUGUAGGAGAGAGUUUUCCUCUCUGAUCAGUACAAACGGAUGCACAGAAUGAGAGGAAACUACCGCAGAGACUUAUGGUAACACACAGAGUGCACAUGCACACAAACACUUGUACAACACUGGAGCGAAAAAAAAAAUUGUUUGUGAAUAUUAAAGCAUCUUUUAUAUUUAUUCCCUUCCCACAAAUUUAAUAACCUACUUAAUGACUUUAAAUGUCCCCCUAAACCCAAGCAAAAAGUUAAAUGGCAAUAGAUAGCUAAGCUGUACACUCCACCUCCCCCUACAUCUACAUGAAAGAAAGUGCAAAUGAUAGUGGUGUGAUAGUCCAACUAAUAUGACAACAAACCUUGGGUUGAUUUAACUAUAAAUACCAAGAAAGUGAGUCAAAAAUCUGUUAUAGAAGUCAUUAAAUCCUUGAAAAUGAGCCUCUAUUAAAAUAACAGUAACUAUCUUCUUCUUUUGCCUGAGUGAUGCCUUUUCUGAGGCCACUAACUGAACACAAAAAUUUACGUUUGUCCUUUCUGUGCUACAGUCGAAACAUAAUGGCCCAAGAUGGAGGCCGCUCCCAUAUGGAUAAAAAAAAGGCUCAUUUUAAGUAAACAAGAAUCAUUUUUAUAUUUAGGUCAUUCGACAUUAUUUUUAAUAGAUGUAUGAAUAUUAUAUUCCAAUCCAACUUCAUGAGGAUGUCUAAAACAUUGUGUGGUGUGUGUGUGUGUGUGUGUGUGUGUGUGUGUGUGUGUGUGUGUGUGUGUGUGUGUGUGUGUGUGUGUGUGUGUGUGUGUCAGGAAUGUGUGUGACUGGCUGGUGUACAUUCUGCUCACAGUGUCAUUCAGCAUCCACAUGGCAGAUGUGUUUCGUCCGUCUAACAGCCUUCGCACCAUCAGUCUGCGUCUGUUCUCUGUCACCAUUAUCUUCCUGUGGCUGCGGCUGAUGAAGCAUGUCAGAGCCUUCAGGUAAACAGACACCUAUUCACUUUAAUGGCUACUAUCUGCUGAAGAAAUGAGCAUCAUGUUACUAUGAUUCUGUGUAGCCUGUGGCGUAGAGAUCAAUAGUCACUGGUCAGGUUACACAACAGACCCACUGUUACCAAAAAGAAAGAGUUCAGGGUGCCAGGUGUUCAGAAAAAGAUUACCCAUGAUACCAUGAGGUCUCACUUUAGAGGUGUUCCCUACAGAUAAUCAAAGUAAUGAGACUGUAUUUGAGAACCACUCUAAGGUUAACACUGAAACUGUGUAGUAUUUUCUAUACUCUCACAGUUUACCCUCAAAGGUCUGAUCUGGGAUAUAUUGAUAUACUGCACACCCACAACAAAAUAUGUUGAGACUUAUUUUAAAUAUAUUCAGGGUAAUCACAACAUUGUCUAGCAUCACAGAAAGCAGAAGUAUAUUCUCUUUAGUUUAAUUUAAUCUACAUGCACAAAGUGCUUAUAUUUUAGCAAACGGAGAACACUCAAGUUAAUACAAAAGUCCCAGUAUUGAUACCUUAUAACACAGAUCUUUACAUUAAACAGUACUAACUUAAAGAUUAAAUGACUAAUCAGAAUUAACUUCUAAUAUUAGCUGUGUUGGAAAAUUUAUAUGUCUCAAUAAUGAAAGUUUUACGUAUUACACAUUAAUAUGACUGAAAGGACAAAUAUUGGACUCUCUCUAUGUGUGUGGCUGUGUGCUUAGGUUGAUGGGUCCAUUCAUUGUAAUGUUGGGGAACAUCAUUGGAGACGUGAUGUGUUUCCUGUUCCUGUACGCUGAGUUCUUUAUCCCUUACGCUUGCAGCUUCUGGAUCAUAUUUGGAGGUCAGUGUUUGUUUCAUUUCUGGGAAUAAUUUGACUGACUCCUGAAGGUUUACGAGCCCAAAUAUGUUAGCCAAUAAAUCUCUGUAAUAUUAUCCCAGUUCCAAAAAGCUUGCAAUAUAAUAUGAUACAGACAGACUUUGGUGGCUUACAAAUCACUUGAGCCCUGUAUUUGAAUUGAAAGUGUGCAAAAACACAUCAAACAUUUAAGCAUAACAUUUGAUUUUUCUGUAAAAAGGAAAGAAGUUAAUAAUACUAAUGCACCAGAUCUUAUAGCGCUUUUUUAUCAGAGACCCUCAAAGUGCUUUACAUUGGAUACAUCAUUCAUUCGCUCACGCAGUCACACCCUGAUGGUGGUAAACUACCUUAGAAGUCACGACUGCCCUGGGGCAGACUGACCGAAGUGUGGCUGCCAGUUUGUGCCUACGGCCUCUCUGACCACCACCACACAACACUCACAAUCAUACACCAGUGGAGGACCACACUGGGAGCAAGGUGGGUUAAGUGUCUUGUUCAAGGACACAACAGACAGACUAGGGAUAGGGGGGGAUUCAAACUGCCAACCUUCCGGUUGUUGGACAACCACUCUACCUCCUGAGCUACUGCCGCUCAAGUUGAGCAAUGCUUAAAAGAAAAGGCUAGAGGAACGUUGCCCAUGUAGUCUGGCUAGUUUGCAACAGGUGAGGAAAAAUACACAGGAAAUAAAACUACAUCACAAAACCAGUAAAAACUAAUCUAACCAGAGCCUAUCAUUACAGAUGGAUUCUAUGUGUAGCAGUGUUUGUCAUCAGUGUAUGAAUAUAGUGUGAACGUGUAAUUGUGAUGUGAUAAAACCAUUUUAAUUGUUCAAAAGGCUACACUCUAAGAGGUGUGACUGGGCUGAAUUAAUAUUUGCAAAACAAAAACUAGUAUCGUGUACAUGGAAAAAAAUGACUCUGUGCAGUUUGGUAUAUUAUAAUGUUGAUCUAUUCAAAUUUGAAUCAUUUAUCAAUUGCAUUUUCUUUAUUGUUGUUUGAAUAAUAUCAUCUGAUAAUCACUGAGUAGAAUUCAAUUUUAAAGUCAACAAUGUCAAAAGAUUAAAAAAUGCUACUUAAUGGUAACUAUUUGGUUUUAAUCACUAUACACCCCUGCCCAAAACAAGUUGUGCCAAAUUGUUUAAAUUUGCUUAUUAAUAGUUUGUUAAUAGUUAAUCAAAGAUGAAGUGAAAUCUAUUCAGUUCUGUAAUGUGUCACUUUUUGCAUUAAUUUCUUUUUUUUCUUUCUCUUCUUUUUUUUUCUUUUUUUUUUUUUUUUUUUAGAAAAUAUUCAGACUUUUCUGAGUGUAGAAAAAGUCCAACAGAGCCCACCUAAGAUUGAUUGUAGGGUAAUGAAAAACUAUCCUGUGAUCUGAUCAAUCAAAAUUUGGCACUGGAAAUCAUGGAUGCAGUGUAACCACUCUAAAGAGGAGAGGGACCACAUGGCUUAGUAUCAGCACACGUUCUAGAGCCAGCAUCUGUCAGGGUUAGAGUUAUGAGGAUGCAUUAGUGCCCAUGGCAUUGGAUGCUUAAACAACUUAAAAGCCCACAUUACAAUGGUUUUAGAAUAAUUGCAUUGGCUCUCCAUGUGUUUUAGGAUCAAUUUUAGGGUUCUUUUACUUGUUGUUAAAUGUCUUAAUGGUCUUGGGCCAUCUUAUAUUUCAGAACUGCUUUUACCUUAUGAACCUUCACGGACCCUGUGCUCCUCUGGCAGCAGGCUCCUAGUCAUUCCAAAAGUCAGGACACACACUCUUUUUAGGACCCCAGCAUUUCCUUUGAGGGAGCCCUCGGCACUGGGACCGGUGGUCGCUUGUGGUUGCAGGGGCUGGCCAAGGGGUUCCUGGUGGAGGUUGGUGUCUGCCACAUCCCUCCGCUGGCCCUGUGUCGGUGUCCUGUGGCUGUGGGCGGCUCCCUGCUCCUAGUGUGGAUAGCUCCUCUGAUGGCGCUUUCUCAACUGGUUCAUCUGUACUCAGCCUCAUGUCCAUUAUCUUAGUUUGUGUAUGUGUGGGUUUGUUGGUGCUUGUGUGCGUGCGUGCGUGCCUGUGUGCCUGCGUGCGUGUGUGUGUGUGUGUGUGUGUGUGUGUGUGUAUGUGUGUAUGUGUGUAUGUGUGUGUGUGUGGGUGGGUGGGGGGGGAUCUUGGAUAGUUUUUCUUUUGUUUUUGUUUUUAACUGUAAAGCACUUUGAGUUACAUUUCUUGUGGAAAAGCGCUUUAUUAAUAAAGUUUGAUUGACUAAUUGAUUGAUAUGCCACCAUCAGGACAUAGCUUUUUUGUGCAGGAAAGUUCUUGCAUAUUUCAGCAUGACAAUUUCAUACUACAUUUUCUACUUAUUACAAGAGCAUGGCUCUGUCGAAGAUCAGUCUGGGUACUUAAGUGGCCUCCCUGCAGUCCUGGUCACCCAUUAAAAUCAUCAUGAAAAUGACUACAGCACAGGAAAUAUGACACUGUUGACUGACUGAAACUCUGUAUUAAACAGGAAUGGGACAACAAUACACUCUCAAAACUCCAGAAGUCAGUCCUCUCAGACAUCAAAUUGAGUAUUAAACGAUAGAAAUUUUCACCCUUAAUACAUAAUAUGUUGUAUUUACACUGUUUAACAAAAUGUAGGGUUUAAAUGAUUAAGAGGUCAUUAAAUUUUGUUUUUGUUAAGAUUUUUAACAGCGCCCCAACAUUUUUGGAAUUGGAGAAUUUUGUAGUGUUUGUGAUUGUAGUAAAAAUAAUAAUGUCUAUUCAAGGACAGAACAAAUGACGAUUUGCAAUGGACCAGGAACAUAAUUUCGUGCAUACAGUAGAAUAUAGUGCUGCAGGAAAAAAAAUAGAUGUUUUUCUCCACUUAUCUCUUGAGUUUUCUGUUUGUAAAAGCAGUGGCUUGACCAAUUGUCCAAACUUGUAGAUAAAUAGUGGUAUAUUCAAAUUAUUAACCUAUUUAAGCCGAUAUAUUACAAGUUGGGACCUGAGCCCCUUUUCCUCCUCCAGGCAACCCAUUGGUUCCCAGCAUGCAGUCUGUCUCCAGCUUGUUGUUCAGCCUAUACCGCAUCACAUUGGUGGAUGAGUACGAGUACACUGCCAUGACUAAAGUGGAUGAGAUUAUGGCUCCUCUCCUGUGUGGAACAUUUUUGGCUGCUUCCUCCAUCCUCUGUGUGAACAUGCUGAUUGCCCUGCUGACGGACACCUUUCAGAGGUCAGAGGUCACACUCACUCCUUCUGUCUUUGAGUAACACAUGACUCACAGGUGAAGAGGUUGGAUGAACAAAGGUUCAGAUUUCAAGUAAACUGUGACAUUAUUGCUCAAUGCAAACCCUGGACCUGUCCACUAACUGGAGGGCUGAAUUUGUCCAUUUUGUUUUUACUGUGUGCUUUUCCUGUUGUGACCUGUCGGAAUAAGAACACUGUUAGGUCAUACUGUAUUUCACUUCAUGUGGGAGUCAGAGCUGUGGACACACAGGUGAAGAAAAGUCCUCAGGUGCUCUUCAGUGUGUCUGCAGCUUGAUCAACACACUUUGCUGUAAAAGAAAUUCUGUUUAUACCUGUGUUCAAUAAUCACCACAAUGAUGGGAUCAAAUACCAAAGGGGGGAGAAACCAAUAUUGCAUGAUUUAAUAUAAAUAGACUUUGUCAGUUAGCUACACAACAGUUAUACCAAAACAGAGGUUUACCAAAACAGAAGUGUUUUGAUGGUGAGAAAUGUUGGGCUCAAAGCUAGACUUUAAAGAGUAGAUGAGGUUUUACCUUCAGUCACACAUGCUGCAGAUCUGACCCAGUCUGGAGAAGGUUAUGUAAGGUUUUAUUUGACAUCUGAGACAUCUGUUUUUUUUAACCAGUGCUUUUGAGCUGAGUUCUUGUAGGGCAAACAGGAAUAAGACAGGAAUAACUCAGCCGACAUCAACCAUGUCUGGUAAAAAAAAAAAAAAAAAAAAAAAAAGCCAAAAUGGGCUAGGGUUAGGGUGAGGAAAAAGGGAACCCCUCUUCAAUUCUGUCAAUUUCUGUGUUCGGGCACUCACGCAGACACAAUUUAGCUCACAAAUAAGGUCAGUUGUUAGUGCAAAUUAAGCAAGUGAACACAAAAUAUUCAGGCAUUCAUUCAUAUGUGCAGAUCUAGAGGGUAUAAAAUUGCAUUUGCACAGCUUUACUGUAGUACAAACUACAUAUCACACCCAAGGAGCUAAAAUGGAUUCAGUUAGUUUGAGGGAUCCACAGUGUGAAUUUAUCGAUGUAUAAAUGAUCAGGAAGCAGUAAGAGUGCAAUGAGUGGGGAAAUCAUUGACUGUAUAAAGAUAUGGACACUGUGCCUCCAUGCUCUCCUGCUUGUGAAGGAGACGUCAUGAUACAGACUCGACUAGUACUCACAAAUUGUAGUCAAGGCAUGCACAAUAGUGAUCUGGCUGGUGGAGUCACAGGACUGAUAUCACAACCACACAUGUUAUGCUGGGGAACCCUCUGGUCUGUACAGCCAUCAGCAAAAAAGAGUCUUGUGAUGGUUUGAGGCAGACAUUUAUGGUUAUGACAAGUUGAAUGACUUCAAUGUCAGUGUUUCGAGGAUUUACAGUAUGUUGUCUCACUAUUUCUCCUCCAUUUUACCAACCCAGUCCAAAAACAACAGAGCUGUCAAUCAGGCACCUGAUUCUGUGUGUGUUAGUCUGUAAGUAUGUGUUUGUACAUAUUUGUACACAGGGUACAUGAUAACUCAAAGGCCAACGCUGUGAUGCAGCAAGCCACCAUCAUCCUGCAGGUGGAGGAGUCCAUACCCUUCCUCCGCCGUUUCUAUGACAACCAGUACAUCUCCAACCACUGUGCACCACUGGCUGAAGUCUACGAUGAUGAAACUACAACAAACCCCCAUUACCAUGAUGAAAUGGGCAGCAUCAAUACUCAGAUUAAAGUGAGUGAAGAAUAAUAACUAAAAUUUGCUUUAAAACAAGAUGAGUAACCAAGAAGUGGGUCUUUGUAUGAUCUGUGUGCUGCAGAUGACCCUGGAUCAGUUCCUGGUGCUGCAGAAAGACAUGGACCUGCAAGGAAGCCAAGGGUGAGAAGAAAUAAGACAAGUAAACAAAGUGAUUGAGUGACAGACACCUUAAGAACUAAAAAACAUCAGCCAGUUUAAACACAGUCUUUACACAGCUCAAAGAUCUGGAUCAGAGCAGCAAAUGUGAAUUCUUCUGCCAUCAAAAAUCAUCUCAAAAUUAUUAACAGUUUAUUACAUUAAUAUUUACAUCAAAAAUGUACCCCACUAAAGCAGAAUUGUUCUUUUGAUCAGAGCCAAGAAGAACAAGAACCUCUAUUUCAAGGAUCGUUUGGACCAGAACCAGCACAUGCAGGAGAAUCUGGACCAGAACCUGCAUAACCAGGAGCUUCAGGACCAGAACCUGCAUAACCAGGAACUUCAGUCUAUCAAAGAAGAACUGAAGCAGCUUCGUACUUUGGUCCAACAGCUGGUUCAGACCAGGUCUGGAUCAGGUCAACAGAUAUGA
Molecule: messenger RNA, 36415 nt
Organism: Xyrichtys novacula (pearly razorfish)
Lineage: Eukaryota; Metazoa; Chordata; Actinopteri; Labriformes; Labridae
Source: the annotation of a GenBank genome assembly